Galeopterus variegatus (Sunda flying lemur) is the source of this 2277-nucleotide messenger RNA. It is a transcript of the gene SFXN2, whose product is annotated as sideroflexin 2. Gene Ontology annotation, cellular component: mitochondrial inner membrane. Gene Ontology annotation, molecular function: monoatomic ion transmembrane transporter activity. The transcript is spliced from 12 exons. Gene Ontology annotation, biological process: serine import into mitochondrion; monoatomic ion transport. Bases 19 to 987 code for a protein of 322 amino acids. The record is from RefSeq and is a predicted model, not a curated record. NCBI's taxonomy places the organism in Eukaryota, Metazoa, Chordata, Mammalia, Dermoptera, Cynocephalidae.
AUUUUGUGUGUAAGCAGGAUGGAGGCUGACCUGUCUGGCUUUAACAUCGAUGCCCCCCGUUGGGACCAAUACACUUUCCUGGGACGGGUGAAACACUUCUUCAACAUCACAGACCCCCGCACUGUCUUUGUACCAGAGAGGCAGCUAGACUGGGCCAAGGUGAUGGUGGAGAAGAGCAGGAUGGGGGUUGUGCCACCAGGCACCCAACUGGAGCAGCUGCUAUAUGCCAAGAAGCUAUAUGACUCUGCCUUCCACCCUGACACUGGGGAGAAGAUGAACGUCAUUGGUCGGAUGUCCUUCCAGGUCCCUGGUGGCAUGAUCAUCACAGGCUUCAUGCUCCAGUUCUACAGGACGAUGCCGGCGGUGAUCUUCUGGCAGUGGGUGAACCAGUCCUUCAAUGCUUUAGUCAACUACACCAACAGGAAUGCAGCUUCCCCCACAUCAGUCAGGCAGAUGGCCCUUUCCUACUUCACAGCGACAACCACUGCGGUGGCCACUGCUGUAGGCAUGAACACAUUGACAAAGAGAGCUCCACCCUUGGUGGGCCGCUGGGUGCCCUUUGCCGCCGUGGCUGCAGCUAACUGUGUCAAUAUCCCAAUGAUGCGACAGCAGGAACUCAUCCAGGGCAUCUGCGUCAAGGACAGGAAUCACAAUGAUAUCGGUCAUUCCCGGAGAGCUGCAGCCAUAGGCAUCACCCAAGUGGUUAUUUCUCGGAUCACCAUGGCAGCUCCUGGCAUGAUCUUGUUGCCAGUCAUCAUGGAAAGGCUGGAGAAACUGCAUUUCAUGAAGAAAAUCAAGGUCCUGCAUGCCCCAUUGCAGGUCAUGCUGUCUGGGUGCUUCCUCAUCUUCAUGGUGCCAGUGGCAUGUGGGCUCUUCCCACAGGAAUGUGAAUUGCCCGUGUCCUAUGUGGAACCAGAGCUCCAAGACACCAUCAAGGCCAAGUAUGGAGAACUUGUGCCUUAUGUCUACUUCAAUAAGGGUCUCUAAAUCUCCCACUCCAGUAAGGACCAGUAUAUACCCAUGUUUACCAGGUCCUCCUUAGCUGCUGUGCGCACCUGUGCCCUCAUUCCUCUGCCAACAACUCUCAAAGGCCAGGAUGGAUUGAGGGUGGGGGUGGGAGGAUGCCUCAUGCUUCCACCAGGAAUCUGGUUUUUUGGAGUCUAGGGGAUGAAAGUGAAAAAGGAGAGCAAAGACCAAAGUCUGUCUGCUUCUUCCUUCACCCCUGUCCUUUGGAGAUCAGAAGCUGAGGCCCUCUCAGGCAGAAGUUGCUGGUGCCUGGGGGAGACAUGCAAACAAAUCAUUUGGAAAACUUAUGAAAAUUUUAGGAUUCUGGUUCUAGCCAGGAUUGGAGAAGAGCCCCUGGGACGAAGAGAAGCUCCUACUCCUCUUUCCUCUUCCCUUCUUCCUCCUCUCUCAAGUAAUGGAACCAUUUACCCAUGCAGUUCUAGCCUAACUCAGGAGGAGAAGGGGGAAGAAGUCUGCGUCGCCUUGGAGACUCAUCUCCCCCCUUCCCCAUUCUCCUCUCCAUUGCCCCCUGGUUGGCAAGCUUUUUUGGGAGUGUAGCUAAAUUUGAGUUUCUCAGGCACCCAAGAGUUAUUAGUGCUAAAAAGGAUACUAUGUGAAGCAGCAGAGUUCCAUGAUGCUUCAAGCUCCAUCUGUUGACAUAGACUUUACUGUGCCCUAAAAUCAUGUCUGAAUCUGUUCUUGGGAUCUCCUCUGUAAUUGUGGAAGUUCUCUUCCCCCCACUGCCUCACAUCUCUGUUUUAAAAGAUAAAUCCACUAACUGUGAGUGAAAAGGAUAUAUGUAAGCACUAACCACGUUUUUUUUAAACUAUACUUUUUUUUUUUUAGUCAUUACACAAUAUAAACAUUUUUUGUGGCCAUUUACCAAUUUCUCCCUCUCCUUCCCUCCCUCUUUCCCACCUCUGGUGGUAAUCACACAUUUUAAUGGGCAUAACUUCCUGGCUGCCUCCCUUCCUCAGUCCAUGAGGUUAAAUACCAAAAAAGACUGGUGUGUACUGAAUAGGAAAGGGAAACUAUUUGGACAUCUCUAAGAGAAGCCAAUCAAGACCAAAGAACCUUAAAGGACACAACAAAGCAAAGCCACUUUCUUUCCCAAGCUUUGCUGCCCUAGGUGAUUUCUCAAGCUUCUCAGGGAACUGUGUGGCUUACCUGGGGUCAACGUGUGUAUGAGUUUUGUCUGGUAGGAUUUUCUGACUCUGUUCAAAGGAUAUCACUGUGAAUUGAAUAAAUUUCUUGAAAGAGCCUGAAAGGAAA